Dromaius novaehollandiae (emu) is the source of this 5021-nucleotide messenger RNA. RefSeq names its product polypeptide N-acetylgalactosaminyltransferase 4 (gene GALNT4). Gene Ontology annotation, cellular component: Golgi apparatus. The transcript has a single exon. Bases 342 to 2093 code for a protein of 583 amino acids. The record is from RefSeq and is a predicted model, not a curated record. Lineage: Eukaryota; Metazoa; Chordata; Aves; Casuariiformes; Dromaiidae. Gene Ontology annotation, biological process: protein O-linked glycosylation. Gene Ontology annotation, molecular function: polypeptide N-acetylgalactosaminyltransferase activity.
GCGGGGCGGGCCGGUCCGCGCCGGGCGGGCCGAGGAGUCUCUGCCCCUUCCUUAAGCGACAACUUUUUGAGCAAACCACGAGGCGGGGGGAGGGGUUUGUCCCGCGGCGAGAGAGGAGGAGGAGGAGGAGGAAGUCAGCGAGGGGAGCGCCGAGGCGGCGGGGGCGCUGCCUGCCUCUCUCGCCGCCCCGCUCCCCCGCCGGGAAACCUCCGUCUCCGCCGAGGGGGGACCCGCCGCCACCUCCGGCCCGGGCCCCAAGCUGGGGCGUCCUGCCUCCCUCCCCCCCUGGGGAGGAGCUCACGGAACUGCUCUGCGGCGCGGGCGGCUCUCGGUCGGCCGCGAUGAGGAUCCGCCUGGCGCGAAGAUGGACGUGGGUCGGCAGAGGCUGCGUGUUUCUUGGGCUCUUGACGGUCGCUUACUUCGUGGUCGAGCUGUCCGUUUCUUCCUUGGGCCCCCCCCUCUCUGGGGGCAGCAUCACCAGCGGGAAGGGGCAGAGGCACUUCUCCGACGGAGCAGGCGAGGCUGUGGAUUUGGCUCGUCCCGUCUAUGACAGAUCGCCGCCUGACUCCUACGCCCCGGGAGAGUGGGGCAAGGCCACUCGCCUGCAGCUGAGUCCUGAGGAGAAGAAACAGGAGGAAGAGCUGAUCGAGAAGUACGCGCUUAAUAUUUACGUGAGUGAUAAAAUCUCUCUCCAUCGGCACAUUGAAGAUAAUCGAAUGAGUGGAUGUAAAACUAAAUCUUACAACUACCGAAGACUGCCCACAACAUCCGUCAUAAUCGCUUUUUACAACGAAGCGUGGUCAACAUUGCUGCGGACAGUACACAGCGUUCUUGAAACAUCUCCUUCAGUUCUUCUGAAAGAAAUUAUAUUAGUUGACGACUUGAGUGAUAAAGUGUAUUUGAAGGCUGACCUUGAAAAAUACAUAAGCAAUCUGAAAAGGGUUCGUUUGAUAAGAACCAACAAACGAGAAGGGUUGGUCCGCGCACGCUUAGUUGGAGCUACCUUUGCUACUGGUGAUGUCCUUACAUUUCUAGACUGUCACUGUGAAUGUGUCUCUGGUUGGUUAGAACCACUGCUUGAGAGGAUUGCUGAGAAUGAGACUGUUAUUAUUUGUCCUGUUAUUGACACUAUUGACUGGAACACUUUUGAAUACUACAUGCAAACAACAGAGCCCAUGAUCGGGGGUUUUGACUGGCGGUUGACGUUUCAGUGGCACUCCGUGCCAAAGCAUGAACGUCUAAGGCGCAAAUCUGAGACUGACCCAAUCAGGUCCCCAACUAUGGCUGGUGGCUUGUUUGCUGUCAGCAAGAAGUAUUUUGAGUACCUGGGUACAUAUGAUAUGGGAAUGGAUGUCUGGGGAGGGGAGAACUUAGAACUAUCAUUUAGGGUUUGGCAGUGUGGAGGCGUACUGGAGAUUCAUCCGUGCUCCCAUGUAGGCCAUGUGUUUCCUAAGCGUGCACCAUAUGCUAGACCGAACUUCCUUCAGAACACAGCGCGUGCUGCUGAGGUGUGGAUGGAUGAGUAUAAAGAACUCUUUUACAACAGAAAUCCUUCAGCAAGAAAAGAAAACCAUGGAGAUGUAUCUGAAAGAAAGCUACUAAGAGAGCGUUUGAAAUGUAACAGUUUUAACUGGUAUUUAAAAAACAUCUUUUCAGAGUUGCAUGUACCAGAAGAUCGUCCUGGCUGGCAUGGUGCUAUCCGCAGCACAGGCAUAUCAUCAGAAUGCCUAGACUAUGCUUUACCAGAACAUAGUCCUACUGAGGCUCACGUUUCUCUCUUUGGAUGCCACGGUCAAGGAGGCAAUCAAUUUUUUGAAUACACAUCAAAUAAGGAGAUUAGAUUUAACUCUGUAACUGAACUAUGUGCUGAAGUCCCUGAACAAAAUGAUUUUGUUGGUAUGAGGAACUGCCCAAAAGAUGGAUCUCCUAUCCCGGAAGAUAUUAUAUGGCAUUUCAAAGACGACGGGACUAUUUAUCAUCCUCAGUCAGGAAAGUGCCUUAGUGCUUAUCGUACAACUGAGGGGCGUCCUGAUGUGCAGAUGAGAACUUGUAAUGCUGCAGAUAAAAAUCAGAUUUGGAAGUUUGAGAAAUAAUGGUUACUGGUAGUAACAAUCAGAUGGACUGUAAUCACCAAGGCUUUUACAUACAUGGGCAAGGGGCAACAUUUGAUUGUGAAUGUCUUCAGAAGUGUCUUUCCUGUAGUGGUGUAGAAACUGUCUACUGAAGUGAACAGUAUGAAAAGCAAAAGUAAAUAAUGGGGGUUAGUUUCUAAAAUAUUAAAGCCCUAAAUCUGGGCUUAUAUUUUUGUAGAGUGUUGAUCCAUUGUUUUCUUAUUUUGGUCUGCCUUAAUUAUGGGAAAACAAAGCCUGUUUAGUGGACUGAAGAGGGUUUUUUUUGUUUUUGGGUUUUUUUAAUACUAAACCUGCAAGGUCAUCUGUUAUGUGGAAGUAAAGAGUUUAUACCUAAGGAAGUAAAAGUUAAGGUUCUUGCAGCAAUAUUAACCAACCUGUUUUGCAGCUGAGUGAUAAUAUGUAUCUAACAUGCUAAAUAAUGCUAUGGUAGCGUGUGGUUGAGUUGGCUUUGAUAUGGAAAGCAGAAUCUGCUUUCUGGAUUCUGUCCUUGGAAUACUGUGUAAUUUUACUGGUGAAUUUUCAUACCCUUAAGGAUUUUUAAGGUGACAACAAACAGUUGUUUUGAGAAGAAGGAAGGUUUUUUUAGUGGAUGGGAAUCAGGGAAUGGUACACUUUUUCUUUUGGCACAAAUACCUUGCAGUCCUGCCCCCGCGCUAGAAUGCUGAUCUGGCAAGGGUGACUCGGGAAUCUUCAUAUGUUUGGAAAUGAGAGGGUAGUAGCAGUGGAAACGAGGAUGUACUACAGGUACUGUGCAUGAGAAGAAGUAAGGAUGGUUAGAAAUAGGAGUUCUGUUAAUGGAAAAGCAAAGAGAGCAUAGACUUGCAUUAGCUACUACUGUUUCUUAGCUAUAUAUUUGUUACUUACAUAGUCUUUGUGUAAGCUUCUUCACGUUAAGCUUGGCUUCCUAGGGAUGCAGAGCUUAUAGAACUGUACCAUGUAUCAAUUUUGCCGGUUCAGAACAAAUUUCGAUUACAUUUUACAAGCACUUGUACAAGUUUUGAAAUGGCAGCAGGUCGAGGAGAGAGACACAAAGGAAAAGUUAGGCUGAUUUGUUUUGCCACAUGUACUGUAUUUUGGCAACAGCUGGCAGGCCCUACAUCAUACGUGGAGCUUUGAAAUAAUUGCAGUAUAUGCUGCUGGUUUCUAGUCAUAGUAGUGUCACAGGAGACUUGGAGGAAGUUGGGGUUGCUGAGGUGAGGGAAACUGAAGAGGCAAAAGACAAAUCUUAGGAAACCAGGGUUUAUUAGGUGGCUCACAGGACAUCUUAAUUUGGACACAUGUAGCAUUAUGUGACCCAUUAUGCAACGUAUUGAAGAAUAUUAGUUCUUGAAUGGUGUCACUAACUCAUUUUCUUGCAUCUGAGUGUGAUUACAGACAGAAGGUGCGAUCAGUAUUUUGUAUACUUCAAAAAAAAAAGAUCAUGUGCUAGUGUCCAUGUUUUUGCCCAUACAUGAUUGAGUUAAACAGUUACCUUAAUGUUGCAGGUAUUCCAGCUUUUUUUGAUUUCAGCAGCCACAAUAAAGUAAAUGUUGACACUGGGCUGGUAGGCAGGAACUUGAGCUGGUGAGCAAAUAGGAUCUGGAAGAACAUAGCAGGUGUUAAGCGUUGGUAGGUAGAAGGGUUACAAGGAAGCAAGUGAGUUCUGAAGUAAGUAAAGAUUUGCCACACAAAGACAAAGCAAGAGUAAGUUAAGAUAUACAUUUGAAUCUGUGUAAUUGGAAAGAGUUCAAAGAUUUGGGUGACUGCUGACAAGCAAGUUAAAACAGGCCAAGAUAGGAGGGGAACACAAGAAAAUUUGGAUCUGGGGAUGUAGUGCUGAAGUAAAAAUGCUUGCCACUGUGUGGCAUGGGUUGUUUUGAGCCUUGGUAACUUAUUUUAAAGAGGUUACUUGCAAUUUGAUUUUUUUUUUCUAAGCUGAUCUGGGGGGAAAAAUUGAACUUCUUUACUAUAUAAGGGAGGCAUUCCCAGAAAAUGCACUUUCCCAAGGAAUUCUUCUGUGGACCCACAAGUUACGAAUCAUUUAUCAAACUUUAAAAGACAGACACCAGUUAUGUACCGGGGCAGCAAAUUAAGCAAAGUAUGUGCUUUUGUGAAAAGCUUGCUGUUAACUGUUAUGUUACAUAGAAACAGCAGGAAAAAGAUGCCGGUACUCUUACCUAGCAGAGUCACCUGCAGUGCAUGCUUCCUCAGAUGAAACUAAUUGAACAGUGUGAAUAUUGACUAUGCAACUUUUUAUACAAUUUUAACUUUUUUAAAAGACUUGGUGAAAACUGUGUUUUGUAUAGAGAGUUACUUACAUGCUAAAUAUGGCAUUCAAAAUGCUAUUUGAGCAAAAAAAUCUAGGCAAACCUGUCUCUUAAAGUCUGAAGACCUCUUCUCUCUGCAUGUAUCUAAACCUUUCCUCCUUCUCCCUACCACAUCCCAUUAUAUUUCUGGUUGUUUAAAAAUAGACAAAGCAGAAGUAAAUGUCCCUAAAAAAGUAUUGUUUCUUCCCAAUGGGAACAAUUUAAAAAAAAAAAAAAAAAAAGUUGUGGUGGAUGGCUGUGGAAACGAGGGGGAGAGAGCGCAAGAGAGAACACGCGUGAGAGAGAGUGGGGAAAGAAAAAAGCUAUCAUUCCAAGUUCAGCCAGCAUUGAACUUAAUUGUAGCAAUGCUACAGAAAUACUUUAAUCCCGUUGUUUUUCAGUGUGUACAGAUUUCUGGAAAAUCUGAAACUCUGGAAGAUUUUAUAUUGUGUUAUACUUCAAGAGUUUGGGAAACAUUUGUAAAUAUUUUAAACUACUGAUUUUUAAGUCACUUAAAAGAAAUUGAAUGUGAAUUCAACACUGAAUAAAUGUGGGAGGGUUUAGGGGUUUCUUUUGGAGAAUAAAAUUCAAAAUGAUAAUUGAA